This is a messenger RNA of Volvox carteri f. nagariensis, 501 nucleotides long. RefSeq lists its product as uncharacterized. The record is from RefSeq and is a predicted model, not a curated record. The transcript has 4 exons. NCBI's taxonomy places the organism in Eukaryota, Viridiplantae, Chlorophyta, Chlorophyceae, Chlamydomonadales, Volvocaceae. The annotation marks the transcript as partial.
CAGUUCGGUUUCCCCGUCGACAACACCAUCGGGGGCACCCCCCAGAUCAACACGUGGUCGUACGACUGGGAGGAGUUCUUCAGAGACAGACGGCUGCAACCACAACUGCAAAUGACAGGUGACACGCAGCUGAAGCGGAUGGGGGAGAAUCUGUGCAGCAAUCUGCACACCUUCUUUGAAGGCAUCGAGGUCCGCCCCAGUGUCCUACACGGAGAUUUGUGGAGCGGCAACAUCGGGUCGGUGGGGGGGCAGCCCGCCGUAUUCGACCCGGCCACCUACUACGGCCACCACGAGGCGGAGUUCGGAAUGAGCUGGUGUGCGGGUGAGGGGGGUUUCAGUCCGGCCUUCUACUCCGCCUACCAUGACCUCAUCCCGCGGGCCCCGGGCUUCGAGCGACGUGCCGAGCUGUACCGCCUGUACCACUACCUCAACCACCUGAACCUGUUCGGAGACAGCUACUACCCGCAGUGCGCCACCAUACUCAAGAGACUCACGACGUGA